AUGUCUCCUCCUCUUGUGUCUCCUCCUCUUGUGUCUCCUCCUCCUGUGUCUCCUCCUCCUGUGUCUCCUCCUGUGUCUCCUCCUGUGUCUCCUCCUGUGUCUCCUCCCCCUGUGUCUCUCCUGUGUCUCCCCCGGUGUUUCCUCCUCCUGUGUCUCCUCCUCCUGUGUCUCCUCCCCCUGUGUCUCCUCCUGUGUCUCCUCCUGUGUCUCCUCCCCUGUGUCUCCUCCUGUGUCUCUCCCCGGUGUUUCCUCCUCCUGUGUCUCCUCCCCCUGUGUUUCCACCUGUGUCUCCUCCUGUGUCUCUCCUCCUGUGUCUCUCCUGUGUCUCCUCCUGUGUCUCCUCCCCUGUGUUCUCCUCCUGUCUCUCCCCCCCUGUUUUCUCCUCCUGUGUCCUCCCCCCGUUUUCUCCUCCUGUGUCUCCUCCCCCUGUUUUCUCCUCCUAUGUCUCCUCUUGUGUCUCCUCCUCCUGUGUCUCCUCCCCCUGUGUUCUCCUCCUUUCUCUCCUCCCCCUGUUUUCUCCUCCUGUGUCUCCCCCGUUUCUCUCCUGUGUUCUCCUCCCCCUGUUUCUCCUCCUGUGUCCUCCUCCUGUGUCUCCUCCCCUGUGUCUCCCCCUGUGUCUCCCCUGUGUCUCCCCCUGUGUUUCCCCCUGUGUCUCCCCCUGUGUCUCCCCCUGUGUCUCCCCCUGUCUCCCCCUGUGUCUCCUCCUCCUGUGCCUCCUCCUAA
Knipowitschia caucasica is the source of this 723-nucleotide messenger RNA. Lineage: Eukaryota; Metazoa; Chordata; Actinopteri; Gobiiformes; Gobiidae. The record is from the annotation of a GenBank genome assembly.